Cladocopium goreaui is the source of this 339-nucleotide messenger RNA. NCBI's taxonomy places the organism in Eukaryota, Dinophyceae, Suessiales, Symbiodiniaceae. The record is from the annotation of a GenBank genome assembly.
AUGUCAUUGGGUGCGAAGGAACUGCUGGAUGCUUCAUUGAUUUAUUCCUAUGUGCUUGCUGCCAUGGUCCUCUUGGGUGGUGUGAUCGGUUUUAUCAAGGCCAAGAGCAAAGCGUCGCUGAUCGCAAGCACUUGCGUUGCAAUCGCCAUUUUGGCGCUGGAUUACGUGACCCUGAAGGUCAGCUGUAUCUAUGGCCAAAGUUUGCAAAUAGCUCUCAGCAUCUCUCUGACCUUGAUGUUCCGAGGGAAGUACCAGGCUUCAGGGAAGGACUUGGAAGAACCCCUGGCAGGAGCUCCCAAGAGGAAAUUCAUGCCCUUCGGACUGCUGACCAUGAUGUGA